ACAUUUCCCAUGCUGCACCGCGACAGAGUUGUGUAACUUUCCAGCUUCUUCCAGGCGAAAACUCUCGCGGCCGUAGCUAGUUAGCUAGCCACAUCGGCUAAAAUAGAAACAUCGACUUAGUUUCGUUCUGGAUGUUUAGGAAAAGUUCAUUUUGUGGAUAAAGGUGGACGGUUUUAUCACUCGGACAGGACGAGGUGAAAAAGAGAAGAAGAGAAAAGAGACAAAAGAAAAUCGGGGGCGGAUCAGAAAUCAAACAUGUCCUCCUCUUCCUCCUCGCAGGCAUCUUCCAGGCGGCAAUGGUGCUAUCUCUGCGACUUACCCAAGAUGCCUUGGGCCAUGAUUUGGGAUUUUAGCGAAGCUGUGUGUCGCGGGUGUGUGAAUUAUGAAGGUGCAGACAGGAUAGAAAUGCUAAUAGACACGGCGAGACAGCUCAAACGCACCCAUGUGAUGCAGGACGGAAGGUCUCCAGGUCCCCAGCCGGGUGGUAAACACGGCCCUGGGGCGAAAGAUGGCGCACUGGAUGGGGGCAGAAACACUGCUGAGCGAUUUGAAAGGAGCAGAGGAGACUUUGUACCUGCUAGACUUCCCAAUGGACUGCCCAGGUUGGAGGAUGGUGCUGUUGCAGAGGUUAGCAGGCAAAGUCCCAAUGCGAGGAGGACGAUGGUGGCAGGUGUGUCACCCAAUUUGAUGGCCCAAGGGAUUGUGGGUACACCGCAUGGCCUCCUGAUCGGCGCCAGGUCCAGCGGUCCACCGCUGGCCAUAUCUGCCCCAAUGUUGAGCGAACUUGGGAAGAGACAGGCGUUGGGUGUUGGGAUGUCGUUCAUGAGCUCAGACUUUGAGAAGGAUCUGAAGGAGAAACAGAGGAAUGCUGAAGAACUUUCCGAAAGUGUCCGGAACCGGGCUGAUGAUUGGGCUGGACGUCCCAAAUCUGUGCGAGACACUUUGCUGGCGCUUUCCAACUGCGCACCGUUCAACGUGCGCUUUAAGAAAGACCAUGGCCUUGUCGGGAGGGUGUUUGCGUUUGACGCCAAGCUUGGUGUGGAUUUUGAGCUCAAGGUGUUUGUCGAGUACCCGUGUGGCUCAGGCAACGUUUUCUCCAGCCUGCUGGCGUUGGUGAAGCAGAUGUUCCAGGAUAGCCAAAAAGACUCAGGCAAAGUGAUCAGCUCGGGCUUCAAAUACAUCGAAUAUGAGAAGCGGCAUGGCACCAGCGAUUGGCGUCUCCUUUCUGAGCUACUCAGCGACGCUGUUCGGGCAUUUAAAGAACCGCCAGCCCCUGAUUCACUCCCUCAACCUUUCGUGGAUGCUGCCUGUGCCAUGUUACCCACUGCGCUCUGCCAUCUCGGACGUCCUGGCCAAGCUCGAAUGCGGCGCCGAAAAGCUUCUCCGGAUCCGGAUGGCGCUGAGAGGAUGCCCUCAGAGGAGCAAUUACGCCAGCAUUGGUACCCUGGCAUGAGCGCCCACAUUCCCACCAGUUCUCUCGCCAGCGCUAUGCCUGGCCAGCCUCCAAAUCUCCAGGAGGUGGUUCCUGUUUCCCAUGGCAGUGAUCCUUCACCUAUCAGCGCCCUCAUGAGCGUUGCAGACAACGUUGGUGCCAUCAGCCAAUCGCCAAAAGACAUGCCGGGAAGCAGUGGCGCCCACGCUUCCAGCGCUAGCCCUUCUUCAUCUGGGCAAAGGCGACUGGCAUCACGUAACGGUGAAAAUGGGUCGGGAACAGCCGCGGUUGCCACAGCAAUGCCCCCAGGUGCAGCGGCAGACCAAGGAUCUGAAAUCUCUGGAGCAUCUGGACCUCCUCUUUGUUGCACCAUUUGCCAUGAAAGGCUUGAGGAUACACACUUUGUCCAGUGCCCUUCAGUACCCGUGCACAAGUUCUGCUUCCCUUGUACCAGAGAAUUCAUCCGUAAUCAGGGCUCAGGGAGUGAGGUGUACUGCCCAAGUGGUGAUAAAUGCCCACUGGUGGGCUCCAAUGUACCCUGGGCAUUCAUGCAGGGGGAGAUUUCCACCAUCUUGGCUGGAGAUGUCAAAGUCAAGAAGGAGAGGGACCCUUAAUUCGAAGCAGGAAGUUGCAGUUCCUGAACCCCAAAGAUGACCGACGCCACAGCACUGAAGAGACGACUGUUCACAUGCACACGUCCUCUUCCUCCAAUUAUCUCAUCCCUCUGUCCACGAUGAAGAAUCCUUACAUCCAUCCAUCCAUCCACCCAUCCACCCAUGUUGAGGAAUAUUUCCUCUGUGUCUCCAUCUUUUUUUUCUGUCUGUUAUUCUGUCUACCACAUCUUCUGCCCAUAAUAAAAUCAACCAUCCUUCAUCUGUCUUUUGCUCUAUCCUCUUAUCACUUCUUUACCUCUCUCUCUCUGUCUCUCUCUCUCAGUCUUUCUCUCUGUCUUCUCAUCCCACAACCUUUAUUUCUGUCCUCUCAUUAGUUAUUUUGCUCAUUCUCUUUCUAUCCUCUCCCCUCCUCAUUUUCUCUCUCUCUCUCUCUCUCUCUCUCUAUCUAUCUAUCUAUCUAUCUUUCUUUCUGUUACUCCCCUUAUCAGUUCAUUUCAAUUCAAUUUAUUUCAGUAUGUUUAGUGCUUUUAUCAAGAUGGCCCUUUUCCUUUUCACUCGUCUCAUCUUCUUUCAUUCCUCAAUUAAUGCCUUUUAAUGGACAAUCAGUUAGAUUUGUUUUGCUUUUUUUUUUUCCCCACCCCAACAUCUAAUAGUGCUUUACUGCAGAGCUAAAUCAUUUUAUUUAGGGUUUUAAAAUCCCUUUUUUUUUUUUUUUUUUACUUUUAUUUAGCAUUUCUGAUUCCCAGUAGUAGAUUUAUCUCAAAUACAACAUAUGACAAAUGAUUAGUCUGAACGAAUGUCCUACAAAUACAUAUUAGCAAAAGGUUUAUCUACAGUUUUCCUUGUGUCAAAUAUAAUUGAUCAGCCAAGACUGAUAUUUUGCAGUGGAGCUACAAGUCUAACAACUAACUGAACUUUAUCUCACCCAAAAUUCUGUAAAUCCAGUUUGAAAUACAGCCUGGAUGAGACACUAGUCACUAAAUGUUUUAUAAUGUUUCUUGGUUGAUUGACUACAUUUGGCAAAAGGAUUUGCUUUUGAUUUCUGUUUCUCCCACCUGUUUCAGCAGCCACAACAGCACUAAAGUAGGGCAUGUGCCGAUGAUAGAUAUGCAUAUUGCAUUAAUUGCGUAGUCUUUUUUUUUUAUCAUGGUUUAUAAUAUUAUAAUGAUACUGUAUUCUUUAACUAAUCAUUCAUCAGUUGAAACAACUGUCCUGUCUUUCAUAUUUUUAUUAUCUGACCAAAAUUAUAGACAGUUGUCUUAAACAAGGUAUACAACUGUCGUUACACUUGCACAGAUUUGAUUUAAAAAAAAAAAAAAAGCCACCUAUUUAGGUCUUUUCGAUCGGGAUGUUGUCAAAUAUUGCAAUAUGUCAUAUCACAACCAGUGGUUUUUAUUAAAUCAUUGAUCAUUGGCUCAUGCCUAGUGUUGUGACAUUCUUUUGUAUUUUGGUCAAACACACACACACACACACACAUAUAUGUGUAUAUAUAUAUUUAUAUAUAUAUAUAUAUAUAUAUAUAUAUAUAUAUAUUUAUAUAUAUAUAUAUAUAUAUAUAUAUAUAUAUAUAUAUAUAUAUAUAUGUGUGCUACAUUAAGAGUGCAUGUAUAGUAGAAAUAUUUAUAUUUUAUACAAUAUAGAUUGUAAGAAAUAUUUGCUGUUAAUGGUUAUUAGAUGUGCAAUUUCUAUAAAUUUGAUACCACAAACAAAACCAAAGAUAGACGUGCUAAAACUUAUUAUAUAUUACAUGUUAUAUUACAUUAUAUAUAUAUAUGACACUUUAUAUAUAGAAAACAGCAUAAAAGCAACAUAAAAACAUGGCUUUUGUUAAAUAACAGCACCAUUGGUGGGAAAUGGUUCACGUAAUUAUAUUUAAUCAUGAACACAGAUGUUGUUCUUAUUAAAGUGUUAGCCGAUCAGUAUAUUUUGUAUUCUAACACUGUUGAGUUGAAGAUAUUCUUUUUUUUUUUUUUUAAUUUUCUACAAUUGUUAUUAUAGUCUGGAUAUUUUUCCAUGUAAGAAUUUUCUUUCUUUUUUUUUUAAAUUUUAUUAUUACUCCUUUCCUUUUACAUGUUCUGGUAUGUUUAGUCCUCACCUCUUCAAUUCUGUUUUAUGAAUAGAAAAUGUAUCUCUGGACAAAUGUGUGUAUAAACAGAAGCACUGUUUUGUUUAAUCAGCUCUUGGAUUGUAUUUAAAUUAAAAGGUGACCUGCUUUUCACUUACACACACAUUCGCUUUGUACAAUCACUUAAAAAAAACUUUUCUUGAGGGGAAAUUCAAAUGUUUUUAUUAAAUACAUCCCUAAAGAUA
Messenger RNA from Pangasianodon hypophthalmus (striped catfish), 4356 nucleotides. It is a transcript of the gene irf2bp1, whose product is annotated as interferon regulatory factor 2 binding protein 1. Bases 256 to 2046 code for a protein of 596 amino acids. Lineage: Eukaryota; Metazoa; Chordata; Actinopteri; Siluriformes; Pangasiidae. Gene Ontology annotation, biological process: regulation of transcription by RNA polymerase II. The transcript is spliced from 2 exons. The record is from RefSeq and is a predicted model, not a curated record. Gene Ontology annotation, cellular component: nucleus. Gene Ontology annotation, molecular function: transcription corepressor activity.